Bombus impatiens (common eastern bumble bee) is the source of this 3360-nucleotide messenger RNA. Its product is annotated as unc-112-related protein. Bases 401 to 2542 code for a protein of 713 amino acids. Gene Ontology annotation, molecular function: integrin binding. NCBI's taxonomy places the organism in Eukaryota, Metazoa, Arthropoda, Insecta, Hymenoptera, Apidae. The transcript is spliced from 8 exons. Gene Ontology annotation, cellular component: cell-substrate junction. The record is from RefSeq and is a predicted model, not a curated record. Gene Ontology annotation, biological process: cell-matrix adhesion; integrin-mediated signaling pathway.
GAGCCGAGAGUGUACGGUCGACACCAGUCGAGAAACCAGCUGGGACGUGAGGCUAACGUUGGAACGCCUCUAUACAGAAUUCGGAACGAAUUUGUGCGAGUCCGAUCAAAGCAACCAGUGUAUCGCAAGUGCGUACACUAGGCCAAAUCGAGUUUACUUAAGAAGUCGUGAAAUCCACUGAUACUGCUAGAUUAAAUACAACUCGUUAUUCACCGAACGACGAAUAAUUUUGAGGUGUAUUCGCGGUGAUGUCAAGUGCCGCGAAAUCAUGAUUUUCGCACCUUAGAACGAACUUUUCUUCUCGAAAUCGAGUGUCUGGAGCUGAAGGUGCAUCGCGUUAAAGAACGUGUUGGUUUAUAAUUCGAUAUUUUUGACGUACGGUCGCCCGAGAUCGGGAAAAAUGUAUUCCGAUGGUCACGAGGUGGACGGCAGCUGGGUGCUGCGUGUUUAUGUGACCGAUCUUCAAGUGGAGAGGAGCUUACGAGUAAAAGGAGAAUUGCACAUCGGCGGUGUCAUGCUUCGACUGGUUGAAGAUCUCGAUAUCGCCAUGGACUGGUCGGAUCACGCGUUAUGGUGGCCCGAGAGGAAUCACUGGCUCACCAGAACGAGAAGCACUUUGGAUCAGUAUGGUGUUGCCGCGGAUGCGCUUCUCCACUUCACACCGAUGCACAAAACUCUGAGAGUACAGUUGCCGGACACGCGUUGCCUCGACUGCAAGGUCGACUUCUCCGUAAAGACGUUCAACGCCGUGAUUAAUCUGUGCAAGGAACUUGGUAUCAGACAUCCAGAAGAAUUAUCAUUUUGCAAACCGCUUGAGUCGAAUCACUUGAAAUAUAAUUUGAAAGAUCUUCCGGCGAAGAAGAAAAUCGAGAAUCAAAAGAACGGCCAUUGGAACGUCCCCGCGGACACGAACACGUUCAUUCCAGUGAGUCAGAGUCCCAGAGGAUCGACGGGCAGUCUGGACCAAAGCAGCCCUUUCAUGUGCGCGCCGGUCACACCCAACAACAGAAAUCACAGCACGCCGAUCAGCUCGCCCGUCUCGCAAACCGGUACCUGGAAGAGGAACAACAACUCGUCGGGUUUUGGUAGCACCGGAUCGUUCAACGCCAACAAUAGCACUAUGAGUCUUGAGGUAUUGAACGGUGGGCUGUCCGAGUCUCUAGCCCAGAGUCCGACCACCAUCUCACCGGAGGUACGGGCAAAAUUGAUCAGGCCGAAGAACCUCGUGGAACGCGCCAGGAUGAACGUGGCCUGGCUCGAUUCGUCCUUGUCGAUCAUGGAACAGGGAAUACGCGAAUUCGACACCCUGAGGCUGAAAUUCAAGUUCUACUCCUUCUACGAUCUGAACCCGAAGACGGACGCUGUCAGGAUCAACAUGAUUUACGAGCAGGCCAAAUGGCAGCUGCUCGCCGAAGAAAUAGACUGCACCGAGGAGGAAAUGCUCAUGUUCGCUGCGCUGCAGGUGCAAGUGAAUCUUCAGGCGAGCGUACCGCAGCCGAGUUACGACAGCAAUGGCGCCUCCUCUCCGGUCGAGGACGACAUUGACGCUGCCUUGACGGACCUUCAAGUCACUUUAGAGGGCAGUAAUAUUAGUAAUGGCCCCAGCGACAUCACCCAGGUGCCCGAGUUGUGCGACUACCUUCGCUUUUUGAAGCCGAAGCGUUUCACCUUGAAGGCAUUUAAGCGCUACUGGGUCACGUGCAGGGACCUUCAGCUGAGGCUAUACAAGAGUCGGGAGGAGACGAAUAGCACCGAGUCGCCUGCCCACGUGAUCAAUUUGCGUGGAUGCGAGGUCACGCCCGAUGUCCAUCUCUCGCAAGGUCGUUACGGGAUCAGGUUGGAGGUGCCCAGUGCCGAGGGCAUGACCGAGAUGUGGAUCAGAUGCGACAAUGAACAACAAUAUGCGAAAUGGAUGGCGGCGUGCAGAUUAGCGGCGAAGGGGCGUUCUCUCGCAGACGCCUCUUACGAAAGCGAGGUAAACAGUAUCACGGCUUUCUUGCAAUUGCAAAGGCCCGCCCCUGCACCUGCGAUCAAUCCCAGCGCUCUUGAUAUUGUGCCCGAAGAUUACGUCGCGCCUAGAUUCGCAAAGAAGUUCAAAGGAAAGCUGGUUCAGAGGAUUUUAGAGGCACACGCUAACGUGAAAGAUCUGCCUCUAAUCGAGGCCAAACUGAACUACAUUAAAGCGUGGCAAUCUCUUCCCGAGUAUGGGAUCUCUCUGUUUGUGGUUAGAUUCGCUGGAAAGAGUAAAGACGAACUGUUGGGGAUCGCUAAUAAUAGGCUGAUGCGGAUGGAGCUGCACAGUGGUGAUCACUUGAAAACUUGGAGAUACAAUACGAUGAAGGCAUGGAACGUAAACUGGGAAGUAAAACAUAUGAUGGUUCAAUUCGAGGAAGAGAAUAUUAUCUUUGAGUGCCAGUCUGCAGACUGUAAAGUCGUUCACGAAUUCAUUGGAGGAUAUAUAUUCUUGUCGAUGCGAUCGAAAGAGGCGAAUCAAACGUUGAACGAAGAGAUGUUCCACAAACUGACCGGUGGAUGGGUUUAGAUACCAGAGGAAAAAUAUUUCAUUCGAUAAACCUGCGACACUUAUCGAAGUGUUAAAUUGUUUGUUAUUCGUGAGAAAUGGAAACUCUGAUCUGAGAAACAACGCCAUACGUUGGCUGACAUUUGUAAAAAAUACUUAAAUCUAUAUCUAGACGUUUUAUUAUAGUAUUUGUAAAUAGAGAAAUUGUAUCGUCUGUAUACAACUGUUGCUCUCGUGAUGAGUGCAUCUUUUAUUUCACAUAGGAAAUGACUUAUUCUUGGCGAAUUAAUCAUUCGCUCGAAGUACGAAAUAAAAAGGGUGAUUCAUUGCAACCUCGAGAUAAAAAAUCGUUUGUAAAGCAACACGCGCAUAAUAGCGUAUUAUUUUAUAUUUUACAAAUGAAACACGCACAAAAUCGACCAGAGUAAACCACGCCUUCUGUACACGCGAUGCUGAUAAUCCAGGCCACGAACGGAUUAAUAUUUUUACAAGGAUAAGCAUGUUAUAUUUGAGUUGCCCUCUAGACUCAACCUCACUAGAGAUUGUUCUUUAUGAUUUUUUCGAUCGCCCAGAUCAAUCUCUCUCAGGCAAAAUAUACGUGUACGUGUAGUUUUAACAUGAGAGGGUGCUAUGCCGGGCGAGAUUGACACAGAAGCGAGGAUAUAUUAAAUCGUGUAAAUUAUUUGUUGUUUUAGUGUAAACUAUAUAUAUUAAAUAUAUUUACUUGUACCGUUACUUAUUACCUACUUAUAUUAUGUCACGUUACCGAACGUGUAAUCAAAAAUUAUAGUUUUGUAUAUUAAUAGAUGCUAGUUGUACAAUAAACUUAAUUAUUAUCA